AUGGCACCCUUACCGUCACUCUCCAAGCUCUCGAGGAUAGCAACCGUCUUCUUCCUCACAUCACUCAUUACAACAACACAAGCAGCAAGCCUCUUCCCUCGACAGGCGGCAACAUGUGGGGGCAACACAGGCCUCCAGCAGUGCGGAGGGACUUUCCCAUCCAGCUUCUGCUGCCCAGCAGACACAACAUGCAUGUCUCUCAACAGCGGCGACGUGCAAUCCGUCAUCUGCUGCCCGGCAGGCUCUGACUGCGCUUACGUCCAGACCAUAACCUGCGAUGUUACUCAGCUCAAUGCUACUCUGCAUCCAGACAACCAGGUGCAUCUUUCUGACACAACAAACGUCGAGCUCCCCACGUGCGGAGACAAGUGCUGUCCACUGGGCUACUCAUGCAAAGGCAGCAUGUGCUCCAAGGACACAUCCUCUUCUCCGACUCCUACGUCUUCCACAACCGCGACCUCCACCGCGUCUGCAACACCAUCCUCCACACUCCCUGCAUCUGCAUCACAAACCUCGGGAUGUCCCGCGCCUGUCCAAACACAACAAGGCUUUGACGGUAAAUCCUUUGCCGCUGGCCUCUUCCCGGGUAUCGUCAUCGGCGCCCUCGGUGCACUAGGCCUCCUCUGGGUGAUAAGGAAGCGUCGCGAGUCCCAAGCCAACCGAUACUCGGGCGACUUCGGACACGUCACCCGCCAGAUCAGCGACCCCAUCUACGACCCCCAGCACGCAGCCCGCACAGACUUCAUGCGCCGGGGCUCGCAGUCAGUGCAGCCGUCUCCCAACUCCUCAUCAGGCAUGAUCCAGAACAAAGCCAACACCAACACAACAUGGCAGCCCGUCACUGGAACAGGCCUCACCCCUCGCAUAAAGAGUAUGUGGGACCGCACCCCAUCCCUGAACUUUGGUUUCUCCCCUGCAGCCCCGGCCGCCGCCACUGUACGCGCCGGCCGCGAUCGCGACCCCUACACAACCCCCCGCCAAACCCCAAAGCGCAUCCACUCCCAGCGCCGCACUAGCCGCACGCAAAACUCCGACACAACGAGGGUGCCCGGUCCGUCGUACCGCCCGGCGCCUGCCCGUGCCGAGAGCACGGAAACAAUAGACGUCCUGAUGCCCGCACCCAGCUUCCUCGAGCCGCCCCGCGGCCCGGCUAUGCACGAGAACAGGUUCACGGCUGCGUCGAAUAACACGACGUUCACCAAGUUGAUGGAGCGUGCGGGGUUCAAUGAGGAGGAGAGGAGGGACUGCCGGAGUCCUGAGAAGUUCUAA
Messenger RNA from Dothidotthia symphoricarpi CBS 119687, 1269 nucleotides. RefSeq lists its product as uncharacterized. The record is from RefSeq and is a predicted model, not a curated record. The transcript has a single exon. The coding region runs from base 1 to 1269 and encodes 422 amino acids. NCBI's taxonomy places the organism in Eukaryota, Fungi, Ascomycota, Dothideomycetes, Pleosporales, Dothidotthiaceae.